CCUUAUGAUGCCAUCACUGUGAUUGGCAGAGGGGUGUGUCGUGCAUGCCGAGCGGACACGCCCCUCUUACCGAUCUCGGCAUCCGUGGACGUAGAGUAACAGCAGCCGUAGUAAUUUGACAUGCAUUGAGACCACAUUCUGUGUCACCGUGACAGAAGAAGCUGCUGCUGCCGCACGUCCGACGGAGAGGGAAUACUGCUACUGUACCGGACUCGUUUCAUCCAACCGUUUAUAACGACAGCAGCCCCGGGCAAUGACAUUAACCUAUUGAAAGAGGAAUACUAGAAGGAAAACGCAAAGAUGACGGUGGACUUUGAAGAAUGUAUUAAAGACUCUCCACGAUUCAGGGCUGGCAUCAAUGAGGUGGAGACGGAUGUGGUGGAGAUCGAAGCUAAACUAGAAAAGCUGGUGAAGUUAUGUAGCGGUAUGAUCGAGGCGGGCAGGGCGUACGUAAGCGCCAACAAACUGUUUGUCAACGGCAUCAAAGACUUGUCUCAGCAGUGCAAGAAGGAAGAAAUGAUCUCUGAGUGUCUGGAGAAGUGUGGGGAGAGCCUGCAGGAGAUCGUCAACUACAACAUGAUCCUAUUUGACCAGGCCCAGAGGUCAAUCAAACAGCAACUGCACACCUUCAUCAAAGAGGACGUGCGUAAGUUCAAGGAGACGAAGAAGCAGUUUGACCGUGUGAGGGAGGACAUGGAGAUAGCCCAGGUGAAGAACGCCCAGGCCCCCAGGAACAAACCUCACGAGGUGGAGGAGGCCACUUCCUCUCUCACCCUGACCAGGAAGUGCUUCAGGCACCUGGCCCUGGACUACGUACUGCAGAUCAAUGUUCUUCAGGCUAAGAAGAAGUUUGAGAUCCUUGAUGCAAUGCUGUCGUUCAUGCGAGCCCAGUACACCUUGUUUCAACAGGGUUAUAAAAUAUUGGAUGAGAUUGAUCCCUACAUGAAGAAACUAGCUGCAGAGCUGGAUCAGCUGGUCAUUGACUCAGCCAUGGAGAAGAGAGACCUGGAACACAAACAUGCUACCAUACAGCAGAGGACUCUGAUGGAGGACUUCUCCUAUGAUGAUAAUAAGGUGGAGUUCAACGUGGACGCUCCUAACGGAGUGGUGAUGGAAGGUUACCUGUUCAAGAGGGCCUCCAAUGCCUUCAAGACCUGGAACAGACGGUGGUUCUCCAUACAGAACAGCCAGCUGGUCUACCAGAAGCGACUUAAGGAUGCCCUGACGGUGGUGGUGGAGGACCUGAGGCUGUGUUCAGUCAAACCUUGCGAGGACGGAGAGAGGAGGUUCUGCUUUGAGGUGGUGUCCCCCACUAAGAGCUGUAUGCUCCAGGCAGAGUCAGAGAAGUUACGGCAGGCCUGGAUCCAAGCUGUACAGGCCUCCAUCGCCUCUGCAUACAGAGAGAUAUCAGACAACUACUACAUCGAGCGUCUGGACCGGACAGCCUCCCCUUCUACCAGCAGUAUAGACUCAGCCAGCGAGCCCCGGGGGGAGAAAUGGGGGAGAGGGGGUGAGGGCAGGGGGGAGAGCAUCCUCCACCGGGUGCAGACCCUCCCGGGUAAUGAGCUGUGUUGUGACUGUUCCCAGGCUGCACCAUGCUGGGCCUCCAUCAACCUGGGAGUCCUGCUCUGCAUCGAGUGCUCUGGCAUACACAGGAGUCUGGGGGUUCAUUGCUCCAAGGUUCGUUCACUAACACUGGACUCCUGGGAACCAGAGCUACUCAAGUUGAUGUGUGAGCUGGGUAACAAUGUGAUUAACCACAUCUAUGAGGGAGCUUGUGAGGAACUGGGAGUGAAGAAACCUGGACCUUCCAGUCCUAGACAAGAGAAGGAGGCGUGGAUCAAGGCUAAAUAUGUGGAGAGGCGUUUCCUGAAGAAGAUGAGUGUCAGUGACUCAUUGGUGGAAGGCGAGAGGAAGUCCCGCCCCUGGAGCGUGAAGAAGUGUCAUCGCCACAACAGCUCCGUGCGAGGAGCGCCCAAAACCCGCCGGAAAUACCGACAUGACCCCGGUUUGAUUUCACCAGGAAACCUCUCCGCAGCUGCAGCAGCAGCGAAGCUCCGUCGUGACUCUCUGUUUUGUCCUGAUGAGAUGGACAACCUCUUCUCCUACUUCGACACUGGCAAUGGCACCCGCAGCCCUGCAGGUCUGAGCAGUGACAGUGGGCUGGGAGGCAGUACAGACGGGAGCACAGACAUCCUGGUGUUUGGCUCAGUGGUCGACAGUGUCACCGAGGAGGUAGAGUGUGAGGGUGAGUCAGAAGAGGAGGAGUCUAGCGGGGAAGUGGAGAUAGAGCAGGAGGCGGGAUCAGACCCUGAGGAGCCCCUCUCCCCGGGGGCGUUGCUCUACCGGUCGUCACGGCUACACAACCUGCCACUCAUGGCCGAGGCGCUGGCGCACGGGGCAGACGUCCACUCUGCCAGCGAUGAGGAGGGAAAGACCCCGCUCAUACAGGCCGUGGCAGGGGGCUCUCUGACAGCGUGUGAGUUCCUGCUGCAGAAUGGGGCUGAUGUGAACCAGAGGGACAUGGGGGGGAGAGGACCCCUCCACCACGCUACCUACCUGGGACAUACAGGUCAGGUGUGUCUGUUCCUGAAGAGAGGGGCUUGUCAGACGGAGGUGGAUGAGGAAGGUCACGACCCUCUGAGCAUGGCUGUCCAGGCCGCUAACGCCGAUAUUGUUACACUGUUGCGGUUAGCACGGAUGAACGAGGAGAUGCGCGAGGCGGAGGGUCCGUUUGGUCAGCCAGGUCAAUACCCCAGCAGCUCCCCAACUGAACAUCAGUACAGGAAAUGUAUUCAGGAGUUUAUCUGCCUCACCAUAGACUACUGUUAGGGGGCGCCACUGAGGUAGGAUGCAUCCCAAAUUGCACCCUAUUCCCUAAGUAGUGCACUACAUUUGACCAGAGGCCUAUUGGUACCCUAUUCCCUAUGUAGUGCACUAUUUUUGACCUGGGCCCACUACAAAAGUAGUGCACUACAUAGGGAAUAGGGUGCAAUUUCGAAUACAGAUUAGCCACUACUAACUGGGCAUAUAGAGGCAUAUCAUACAGGGCAGAGUAGUAGGAUGAAGUUGCCCUUAGAUAAACUGGUCUGGAGUCAGUUUUGCUUUGUUACCGUAAUUGGUUAGGGUUAUGAUUUGUGGAGGGUAAAGCUGAUUCUAGAUCUGUGUCUAAGAGCAACAAGGCCCUACUGACCGUAGCGCAGAACAACGUUGUUGUAUCUUACCAACAAUAUGCUUCUCUUCUUCUUCUACAUCCAGAUCUUUUAACCACAUCGCUCACCGUUCAUAUUAUAAACUGAGUGAAACACAGUGUAUCUGGCUGUUCCUAAUAGUCUUGUCUGUGGUUCUCACUGUCAGGCCGUUUACUCGCUACACUGCUCAACACUUCCUGCCUCUCCUGUACACUCUUAGAGAAAAACAAAGUGCUAUCUAGAACCAUUAAUGGCUCUUCGGCUGUCCCCAUCAGGAGAUCCCUUUGAAGAACCCGUGUGUGGGUUCCGUUAUAGAACCCUUUCCACAGAGGAUUCUACAUGGAACACAAAAUAGUUAUAUCUGGAACCAAAAAAGGUUCCCCUGUGGACAUAGCUAAAGAACCCUUCUUUUCUUAGUGUAGGCCUUCCUGUCCAUGUAUUACCUCCCCUCUUCCUCCCUCUUCCUCCCUCUUCCUCCCUCUCUUACCAGUAAGGACCUAAGCUUCCACAGUCUUUACAAUAUUAUUCUACAGUGUCCUUCCUAUUCAGCAUUUUACAGUAGUUUAGAACAUUAUAUUAUAGUGUUCUAUUCAGCAUUUUACAGUAGUUUAGAACAUUAUAUUAUAGUGUUCUAUUCAGCAUUUUACAGUAGUUUAGAACAUUAUAUUAUAGUGUUCUAUUCAGCAUUUUACAGUAGUUUAGAACAUUAUAUUAUAGUGUUCUAUUCAGCAUUUUACAGUAGUUUAGAACAUUAUAUUAUAGUGUUCUAUUCAGCAUUUUACAGUAGUUUAGAACAUUAUAUUAUAGUGUUCUAUUCAGCAUUUUACAGUAGUUUAGAACAUUAUAUUAUAGUGUUCUAUUCAGCAUUUUACAGUAGUUUAUAUUCCAGAAUUUGAUAGUACCAUAAGAAUUUAUCAGCGCCCAUUGUGUUAUAAUGAAUUAGAAUCUGUCGAUUUAGAAAUAAAUGGCAUGAUUACAGUAUGUCUAUAACUCCGUGUUCCUUAAAGGGUUCAAGCUGGCCUGAAAAGGAAGCCUUUUGUCCUUAUGUCUUCUGUGGGAGAUCAAGGUUAGAUGUAAUUCAGUGGCUAGAUGUGCAGGGAUCCAACUGUUGUUCUACGGUGGCAUGAGGUUACAGUGAUAUGGAAUGGGUGUCGUUGUGGCUGCUAUAGGCAUGGUCAAGGAAGGUCCACUGCGUUAGUCUGGGAAGGUGGGGUCGUCAUGUUUCACUGUGUGUGUGUAAUGGGAAGGGACGGAUGCAGGGGUGAAGUGGUUUAAAUGUGAUGAGAAUACCGAAGGACUGAUGGAUGGAGAAAGAGACAAACACCUGCUUUGUUGUUACUUGUGAGUGAGGAUUAAAUGCAUUAUAUAAUUAUUAUUAUUAUUACGAUGAUAUCUUAAUUUUAAAAAACAACAACUUUCCCUUCCUAACAGUAAUGUGCUUUAUUUGUCGUUGCUGUCGUGUUUACGUCAUGCUCUCUCAUUUUGCUCCUUGAGUUUCUGGCUUUUUGUUUUGCAUUAGUUUAUUUAUGUUAAAAUAGGGUAGUAAAAAAAUCCGGAAUCUUCCAUACAUGAUUCCUGGAAAACCGAGGAAUUUGGGGGAAGUUAUUGGAAUGUUGUAGUCCUACGUUGAACCCGGAGGACUUGUGCAAUGAUGAUUAUUAUUACAGAAUUUAUGUGUUUCUGUAAAUUAUUUUCCUUUAUUUUAUUUUAUUUUUUUAUCUUUCAAACUUUUCAAUUAUCCUCACUUUUUAUUUUCUGACUGGAUAUGAUUUGGUCUGGUCUUGCGUCAUUCUGUCACACACACAUUCUGGCUUCAGUUCUAAACAAGGGAUUCAUCAACCCUGAUCUAUACCUAGAAUUACUGUACUAGACUUGUUGAAAAAUGUCAUUUAUUUGUAGACAUUCUAGUGAUUACGUGUUUCUAUAUCUAUAUUUCAAACCUUUUGUUGAUUGCAGUCCUUCGGUGUUUACUGAUAAAGACAUCUUAUUCACGACCACACCAGUGGUGCUUUGGUUGACUUAUGGGGCCAUUGGUAACUGUCCCUGUAGUAGGUAGGGAGAGGAAGAGCUAGACCCAUUUAAUUAUCAUCAAAAACCCAUUGUAAUUCUAUGGUUACAACUGACUGUCUUCUCCGGCCAUCAUUGCUCAAUGCUCAUUAUAUUCUGCAUGCUUUUCGGUUGUGACCGGAACGUUCUAGAACGUAUGUACGCGUUCUAGAAUAUACUCUUGGGCGUUUUUAGAAUGCUGCGUAGUACUUGGGGGCGUUCUAGAAUGCUGUCUGCAUUCGGAGCAUGAUAGUUUCCUAUUUGUCCCCUCAUGGUGCUGUGCAGUCCUGUUAAAAAGCAUGAGCUACAGUACAGUACAGCCACUUCCUGUGAUGUCCUUAAACAACUUCCUCCUGUCUCUUUGGUAGACCUAUGGACCUCUGUGCCAUCUCUACGUCCACUUAUGGACCAGCUAUAGCUUCACUGUUUUGUCAAUUUGAUUUAUUUUUCCUUUUUAAUGAAACAUAGAGCUGAACUGUUUUUCGUUCGCUAGCCGACCUCUGUUUGUUCCUCAACUACGUUGGCAUGAAGUCCUAAAGUAGUUAGAUAUUUUUUUUUUCUCUCUGCCAAAGACUUUGGAAAAGAGAAGUGUGCAACAGUGUUGUUAGGCAUCAAUCAGUUUAACUUCAGCGAGAAUACAUAAAUACCGCGUUUUAACGUCUGAUAACACGUGGUACAGUGAAACAUAAAGUGGUAGAAACAGUGUUCGCCAGUGUUUUUACAAAAUGUUCAAAAGAAGAUAGUCACAGAACAAUUAUUAUUUUCAUCGGUUGUUUUUUAUUUUCAGAGUGUGGCAGCAGGUGAUAUUCUGCAAGUAUUUUGAAUUCAAAGUACAACAACAGGAGUGAUAAAGUCAAUAUAUUUGACCAUGGACUGUGACUAAAUAGGGUGGUAACCUAGCCCAGCUGAAGUGGUGGGUGUUGUUUCUUACUGUUUUAACAUUGGGGUUAAAGGAUGGCUUCUAAACAAACAAACAAACAAACAAACAAACAAACAAACAUGCUGGAAAUAAAAACGCUUUUUAAAAUUUUAACUCUUGACUCAAACUGCCUGCUCUGACUUCCGCAUUCCACCACGGAACCCUGCCUGUUCCGUGCCACCUGUUCUGAUUCUGUUCUCUUCUUCCAAACAUCUAUCUGUGCACUCUUUUUGGAAUAUUGUGACAUAGCUAUCUCUCUGUCCUACUUGGGGAAACAAACAUCCUUGUAUUAAUAUCUCUACAUUUGGAUAUCUUUGGAAUAACUUUCUUUUUGUUCCUUGGUUUUAAGAAACACUGAGAUGGUGAUUUUAAACAAUUUAAAAAAUGCAUAAAGAGAAUAAAACCAAGAAACUCUUGAUGAACUCCUCA
Molecule: messenger RNA, 6585 nt
Organism: Oncorhynchus kisutch (coho salmon)
Lineage: Eukaryota; Metazoa; Chordata; Actinopteri; Salmoniformes; Salmonidae
Product: arf-GAP with coiled-coil, ANK repeat and PH domain-containing protein 3
Exons: 24
Coding region: 301-2832 (843 amino acids)
Cellular component (GO): cytoplasm
Molecular function (GO): GTPase activator activity; protein binding
Source: RefSeq, a predicted model, not a curated record